AUGGAUCCCCAGAUCUCUGAAGUGCGCAAGGCAUGGAAAAUUAUGCCGGCCGUCUGCCUCGAUCUCAUCAAGAUGCUUCAUGCAGCUGCUGAAGCUGAACCCAGGAAUGCUAGUCCCUCAGUAACUGCUCUCCUAGCAUGGGAACAAGCUUGUCCAGCAGGCCUUGCAUCAGACAGAACCAGAAUGCAGUGCAAAUGUCAAAUCGGAGUGUCAUUAUUAAUUGCGAAAACUGACCACACUACAAUAUGA
Messenger RNA from Miscanthus lutarioriparius, 249 nucleotides. The record is from the annotation of a GenBank genome assembly. NCBI's taxonomy places the organism in Eukaryota, Viridiplantae, Streptophyta, Magnoliopsida, Poales, Poaceae.